AUGUCAGGAGACGAGAUGAUUUUCGAUCCCAACAUGACUAAGAAGAAGAAAAAGAAGAAGAAGCCCUUCAUGCUGGAUGAGGAAGGAGGUGAGGGGGUAGGAGGAGAAGAAGCAAAAGAGGUGGAAGCCAAGGAGGCAGAGCCAGAGAUUGGAGAAGACAAGGAGGUGGAUUUCGAUGAAGAUGAAGGCAGAAAAAAGGAACUGUCCGAUGAUUUGAAUGAUCUCAACUUCUUCAACCAAAAGAAAAAGAAGAAGAAGAAACCAAAAGUUUUUGGGAAUGAUGUAGAAGAAGGAUUAAAGGAACUGAAAAUCGAGGGAGAGCCCACCGAGGAGCUCGAGGAGGACAGCCUAGAUUUGAAGCUCCCUAAGAAGAAGAAGUCAAAGAAAGUCGACUUUGAUGAGGGAGAGUCCUUGGAAAAAGAUGAUGCUCAGGAGGAUGAUGAGGGUAAGAACAACGAUGGGAUUUCAUUCAUUUCCCCUACUGGACCAGCGUGGGCAGGCACGGAAAGAGACUACACGUAUGAUGAGCUCCUAAACAGAGUUUUCAACAUCAUGAGGGAAAAAAAUCCAGACAUGGUGGCUGGAGAGAAGAGGAAAUUUGUAAUGAAGCCCCCUCAGGUGGUCCGAGUGGGAACCAAGAAAACGUCCUUUGUCAACUUCACAGAUAUCUGCAAACUGUUGCAUCGUCAGCCUAAACAUCUUCUCGCUUUUCUGCUGGCUGAGCUGGGAACCAGCGGCUCUAUAGAUGGAAAUAACCAGCUUGUGAUCAAAGGCAGAUUUCAACAGAAACAGAUAGAAAACGUGUUGAGAAGAUAUAUCAAGGAAUACGUGACGUGUCACACCUGCCGCUCCCCAGAGACCAUCCUGCAGAAGGACACUCGUCUUUACUUUCUGCAGUGUGAGACGUGCCACUCCCGCUGCUCUGUCGCUAGCAUCAAGACUGGCUUCCAGGCUGUGACGGGCAAGAGAGCGCAGCUCCGCGCCAAAGCCAACUAAAGGCCAAGAAACCUGGCCCUCGCCCCAUCCCUCUCCCUAUGACCUCCUUUUCCCAGAAGCUGGGGUCCAGACGGCCUUGAUGAUUUGCA
Cyprinodon variegatus (sheepshead minnow) is the source of this 1085-nucleotide messenger RNA. RefSeq names its product eukaryotic translation initiation factor 2 subunit beta (gene eif2s2). Gene Ontology annotation, molecular function: translation initiation factor binding; translation initiation factor activity; mRNA binding. The record is from RefSeq and is a predicted model, not a curated record. Gene Ontology annotation, cellular component: eukaryotic translation initiation factor 2 complex. The transcript is spliced from 9 exons. Lineage: Eukaryota; Metazoa; Chordata; Actinopteri; Cyprinodontiformes; Cyprinodontidae. Gene Ontology annotation, biological process: formation of translation preinitiation complex; formation of cytoplasmic translation initiation complex; translational initiation. Bases 1 to 996 code for a protein of 331 amino acids.